AUGACUUCCGCAGAGUCCCUCCCUCCUCAAACAUUAGCGGAUAUUUUUACAGAAGAUACCUGUAUAGAGCGGCAGAAAUGGCAUCGGACAGUUCCCAUGAAGGUGUUGACCAUUGGCGUAGGGCGGACUGGUACUGCAUCCUUUCGAGCCGCUCUGGAACGCCUCGGCUACGUGGAUACAUACCACAUGAUGAGCGCAAGCGUUGAGAACCCUUCAGAUUGCCUGAUGUGGUAG
Blastomyces dermatitidis ER-3 is the source of this 234-nucleotide messenger RNA. RefSeq lists its product as uncharacterized. NCBI's taxonomy places the organism in Eukaryota, Fungi, Ascomycota, Eurotiomycetes, Onygenales, Ajellomycetaceae. The coding region runs from base 1 to 234 and encodes 77 amino acids. The transcript has 2 exons. The record is from RefSeq and is a predicted model, not a curated record.